UCAAAAACCCAACAAUCCAAACUUGCUCUUCCUCUCUUGAAACUUGAUAUUUCUGCAAAAUAUGGCUUAUGCUGUAUGCCAUUCACUCAUACAAACCAUAGACAGAAUCCUGAAUCUCGAUGAUAAAAAGUACCCUAUCUCCGUUGAAGGAAAGCGACAGAUUAAAGAUCUUCUUGCACGGAUCGAAACCAUCAAACAGUUCCUCGAAAAGUAUCCCAAGGAAGCAGCGAGUUUUGAAACAGCCGUCACGAACGCUGCCAACCAAGCCGAAGACGUGAUGGAGCAUUUCAUCUACGAGCACUACUGCUGGAACCUCCAGGCCGAUAAAAUGGCCGCUGUCGGCCGCCCACGCAAUCGUACAAAUAUUCUGUACGAUUUCCGUGAGCUGGACAGAGUGAUGGAGAAAAUAUCCCCCAUCGCUCAACAGAUGGCGGAGAUCCAACAAAAAGAGGAGGAUGAGCAGCAGCACGGUGUGCGUCCAGCAACGGCUACCUCGUCUGCCCCGGUGUCCCAGCCUGAUAUUGAUAUUGACACGGUUGGACUUGGGGAGUAUUUGAAGAAUAUUAAAGAUGUGCUCUGUGGACAACCGUCGUCCCAACGCCAGAUCGUCCCCCUCACGGGGAUAGGUGGGAUUGGGAAGACCACUCUGGCUAGAGCUGUUUAUAACGAUGAGGACGUCAUCAACGAGUUUCCUGUCCGAGCUUGGAUCGUUGUGUCUCAAAAGUAUAACACACAAAAUAUUUUUGGAGAACUCCUAUAUGCCUUGGAGAAACAAAUCCCUGACACUCUUGUGGACAAAAGUGAGACAAUGGAAAAUCAACUACACAGAAUCUUGACGUUGAAGAAGUACUUGAUCGUGGUGGAUGAUCUGUGGAGCGCACAGGCGUGGGACAACAUCAGGAAGGCGUUUGGCGACCCCAAGAAGUGUGACGGGAGUCGGAUUGUGAUCACCACCAGGGAUGAGACUGUGGCUAAAGAUGUCAGCUCUACUAGUACUCCUAUCAGGAUGGAGCUCAUGAGUCCUGAGAAUAGUUGGAGUCUGCUCAAGAAUAAGGCGUUUCCAGACAGAGAUCUAGCACCGGAUAUGAAAAAGAUCGCAUACGAUGUUGCAACCAGUUGUGGAGGAUUGCCCCUUGCGAUUGUGCUGAUUGGAGGUAUCUUAUCAAGCGCAGAGGCGAAUACAAAAGCAUGGGGUGAUAUUGCAAAAGACGUGAAAUCCGCGGUUGAGAAGGAUAAUGAGUUUGGAAAUAUAGUUGCCAUGAGUUACACAUAUUUACCUGUUCAUUUGAGGCCAUGUUUCUUAUACAUGGGUGGUUUUCCAGAAGAUCACGAGUUCCGGAUCUCGAAGCUUAUCAAGUUAUGGAUAGCUGAAGGAUUCGUUCGAGAUGAAAAUCAGGCUAAAGAUUACUUGUACAAGCUUGUGAGGAGAAAUCUGCCGUUGAUCACGGAUCUCAAGUUCAAUGGCGAAUUCAAAAGCUGCAACAUACCAAAUAUGGUCCGUGAUAUGGCCAAAUCACAGGCUCUAGAUGAGAACUAUGAGCGGCGGCUGACUAUUGGUUAUCCGGAUCUUAAGCGCCUUGCUAGAGCUUACGCCUCAACGCUGCGCUCGUGUUUGACCUUCCAGUCUAGUGAGAGCUCGUUAGCCGGACUUCGAAAGUUCAAGUUGCUGAGGGUGCUGGAUGUGGUGGACACUGACGCGUACUCACUCCCAGCUCCCGUGUUCGAGCUGUUUCAUUUGAGGUACCUUGCAUUCGGAUGUCCAAUGGAGGUUCCGCACGCCAUAUCAAGGCUUCAAAAUCUUCGCGUUUUGUUAGUUCAUCAUAGCAAGAGACUGAGGCAACACUCAAAGGACAACGUGGAUCUACCACAGGAGAUCUGGUUGUUGCCGCUUCUGACUCAUCUCGUCUCCUUUUUCGAUCUUCUGCCAGAUCCAGAAGGAGUAGCCUCUGCUCUGAAGGAGCUGCUCACACUGAAUGUGGUGAAGAAGCUGAUAUGUACAGAACAGAUAAUGGGAUUACUUUACAAUUUGAAGAAAUUGGCAAUCACUUAUUCUGGAGACAAAUACCCAAAUGAAGACUAUCAGCUCCACAAUCUUGUUCUCUUGACUCAACUUGAGAAGCUGACACUAGUUGUGAAGAAAGGCUCUCUUCUUCAGGUAAAAUCUAAGCCUGUUUUCCCGAAGACGCUGAAGAAGUUAACCUUAAGUGGUUGGAGAUUCCCUUGGGAAUAUAUGAAGGCAAUUGCUGCUCUGCCCGAGCUUCAAGUGCUCAAACUGACAGAUCAUGCCUUUGAAGGCGGUGCGUGGAGCACUUUUGACUAUGAGAACGAUUAUGACGAAGAGAGUGAUUAUGAAGAAGUGGAACUGUUUGUUAAACUGGAAUAUAUGCUAAUUCAGGAAUCUGAUUUGGAGGAUUGGGAGACUGAAAGUUAUCAUUUCCCAGCACUGAAGCGGCUAGUGCUCAAUCGUUGUGGUAAGCUGAAGAAGAUUUCGGAAGACAUGGGUAACAUUUUAGAACUUAAGCUGAUCGAGGUUGAUCGUACAAACGAAUCUCUUCUCGAGUGUGCCAGAAGGAUCCGUGACAAGCAGGAGGAGGACUAUGGCAGAGUCCUUAUAGUUCGGCAGAUAUAAGGUGUAUUGACAAGAAGCUGAGAUAUGGUGGAUAUGAAGAUCACAGAUUCGAAUCAAAGGUUUUAUGCUCUGCUCUGGAGAAGCAUCACCUUUGUGUUUUAUUGUGUCUUUUUUCCUUUUUUUGAUUUGUGUUUAUGUAUUUCUUGAUUUGGACAUGAAAUGUUGUCAUUCGGCAUAUUCUGGUAGUACUUAAAAAUGUUUGUUGAAAACACUCUAAAGGUCUUCAGACGUGUGAUUGUCGAUGAAAAUGACGUCUAAUCCUAAAUUGUAUGCCAUUCGGCUCU
Molecule: messenger RNA, 2913 nt
Organism: Salvia hispanica
Lineage: Eukaryota; Viridiplantae; Streptophyta; Magnoliopsida; Lamiales; Lamiaceae
Source: RefSeq, a predicted model, not a curated record